GCUGCUGGACAGCUCCGCGCCGGAGUUCAUCUCAUCUCAAACAGGACUAUCUCUUCGUCUGUUCCGGGCAAAUUACACACAACCUACAGUCCCCCUCCAAGGCUUUUCCACUUCCCAACCCCGGUCCUUCUCUUAGUUCUUUUUUAAUCAUCAUCUCAUUGACGUUUUUUUUUUAAUCAAAUCGAGCAGCGUUCAAACAGCAGGGCUGACUGGAGCUGGCGCCGCCAAACAAAGACGCAGGAAGAUUUUUUUUUCUUCCAAGCAAGAGGCAUCCCAUAUCGCAGAACUUAUUCUCCACUUUAGACACACUCGUGGCGAGAUGAUUUGAAGGAGCCUAACGUGGAUCCCGCUGUGACUUUCUCCUUCCUGGACGGAACAAGUUGGGUGUACCUGUGCACUUCUGGAACACCACAUCAUCGAGGAAAGUCUGCCACCUUUGUUCUCGCCUCAUGAAAGCGCUGUCUGUGAACUCCAUCUCAGCUCACUCUGCACUGUUUAGUUAGUGCAUGAAUCCACCACUCCCAGGUGUAAGGAAAGACCAAAACACAAAGAAGAAAGAAGAAAAGGAAAGAGAUAAACAGAGCGAGGCAGAAUAAUUAGUACUUUUGAGUUUAAGACAGAACAAGAAACCAUGGGAAGAGACUUUUGAAGACAACUAUGCUCUGAAAAGUGUUGCGGCUAACCUCCAGGAUACACCUCUUUCAUUUUCAAAGGAGCUGAAUUUGUAUUUGGAUGCAGAUUUAGUUUUCCAUUAUGGCUCUGCAAGGAGGGUUUGAGAGACUGUGGAAUGGCUGCCACAGAUGUGUUUUUUGCCGGCUCUUGCUGCUGGCGUGUUUUCUCUCGAUUGCCUUGGCAGCCAAACCCAAAAUGCCAGGCCACACAUACCUCAACUCAAUACGUAUUGAUGGGGACAUAUCUUUAGGUGGGCUGUUCCCUGUCCAUGCACGGGGGAAUGAUGGUAAAGCUUGCGGAGAGUUGAAGAAGGAAAAAGGGAUCCACAGGCUGGAGGCCAUGUUAUUUGCCCUGGAUCGCAUCAACAAUGACAAUGAGCUGCUGCCUAAUAUCACUCUGGGGGCUCGCAUCCUGGACACCUGCUCCCGAGACACCCACGCUCUGGAGCAGUCGCUUACAUUUGUCCAGGCAUUGAUUGAGAAAGACUCAACUGAUGUCAAGUGUCUGAGCGGAGGGCCGCCCAUCAUCACUAAGCCAGAGAGAGUAGUGGGAGUGAUUGGUGCCUCUGCCAGCUCCGUGUCAAUCAUGGUCGCCAACAUUUUGCGCCUCUUCAAGAUCCCUCAAGUGAGCUAUGCCUCCACGGCUCCGGAGCUGAGUGAUAACACCCGUUACGACUUCUUCUCCCGCGUGGUGCCCCCAGACACCUACCAGGCGCAGGCCAUGGUGGACAUCGUCAAAGCCAUGGGCUGGAACUACGUCUCCACCGUAGCAUCAGAGGGAAACUACGGAGAAAGUGGUGUGGAUGCCUUCAUUCAAAAGUCUAGAGAGGAUGGUGGUCUGUGCAUUUCACAAUCUGUGAAAAUACCGCGUGAACCAAGACUUGGGGAAUUUGACAAGAUCAUCCGCAGGCUGAGUGAGAAUCCCAACGCUCGAGUGGUUAUUAUCUUCGCCAAUGAGGAUGACAUUAGACGUCUUCUCCAAGCAGCAAAGAGAGCUAAUCAAACCGGUCAUUUCAUCUGGGUAGGUUCAGACAGCUGGGGAUCCAAAAUUGCUCCAAUACUGAACCAAGAAGAAAUGGCAGAAGGUGCUGUUACCAUCCUGCCAAAACGACAGUCCAUUAAAGGUUUUGAUCGCUAUUUUAUCAGCCGGACAUUAGAAAACAACAGAAGGAAUAUCUGGUUUGCAGAGUUUUGGGAGAAUAACUUCCAAUGCAAGCUUAGUCGGCACGCUGUGAAGAAGGGAUCUGGUAUCAAAAAGUGCACAAACCAUGAGCGGAUUGGGAAGGAUUCGUCCUACGAACAGGAGGGGAAAGUCCAGUUUGUGAUAGAUGCCGUUUAUGCCAUGGCUCACGCCUUGCAUAACAUGCACAAAGACCUCUGCCCUGGAAAAGUUGGCCUCUGCUCCAAGAUGGAUACAAUCAAUGGUACACUGCUGCUCAAGUACAUCCGCAACGUCAACUUUUCAGGAAUUGCUGGCACCCCAGUGGUCUUCAACAUGAAUGGAGACGCUCCCGGUCGCUAUGAAAUCUACCAAUACCAGAUCGCUAACAACACCACCGAAUACAAGAUCAUUGGUGACUGGACAGAUCAACUCCACUUAGAUACCAAUGAGAUGCAGUGGCCGGGUGGAUCACAAGAUGUCCCCUCUUCAAUCUGCAGUCAACCCUGCCGACCUGGGCAACGCAAGAAAACAGUGAAGGGAAUUCCAUGUUGUUGGCACUGUGAGAAUUGUGAUGGUUACCAGUAUCAGGCAGACACUUCCACCUGCAAGAUGUGUCGCUUCGAUUUGCGGCCCAACGAGAACCACACCGGCUGCGAUCCCAUUCCCAUUGUCAAGUUGGAGUGGAGCUCCCCGUGGGCUGUCAUCCCUGUCCUCAUUGCUGUCUUUGGGAUCAUGGCCACUCUGUUCGUGGUUGUCACUUUUGUACGCUACAAUGACACACCUAUUGUUAAGGCUUCAGGUCGUGAACUGAGCUAUGUGCUGCUGACAGGUAUUUUUCUAUGCUACGCUACAACAUUCCUCAUGAUCUCAGCUCCCGAUGUAUUCGUAUGCUCAUUGCGAAGGAUUUUCCUGGGCCUGGGCAUGAGCAUAAGCUAUGCAGCGCUACUUACCAAGACAAAUCGCAUCUACAGGAUUUUUGAGCAGGGCAAGAUGUCGGUCAGUGCUCCUCGAUUUAUCUCCCCUGCCUCCCAGUUGGUUAUCACAUUCAGCUUGAUAUCAGUGCAGCUACUCGGAGUGUGCAUUUGGUUUGGUGUUGACCCAUCACAAGCCAUCAUCGACUACCAGGACCAGCGCACAAGCAAUCCUGAAAUGGCCCGUGGUGUGCUGAAAUGUGAUAUAUCAGACCUGUCUCUCAUCUGUCUGCUGGGUUACAGCAUGCUGCUCAUGGUCACCUGCACAGUUUAUGCCAUCAAGACGAGAGGGGUUCCCGAGACGUUUAACGAGGCCAAGCCCAUCGGCUUCACCAUGUACACUACCUGUAUUGUAUGGCUCGCCUUCAUCCCCAUCUUCUUUGGCACCUCACAAUCAGCAGAGAAGAUGUACAUUCAGACCACAACCCUGACCAUCUCCGUCAGCCUCAGUGCAUCGGUCUCUCUUGGAAUGCUCUACAUGCCCAAGGUCUACGUGGUCCUCUUCCAUCCGGAGCAGAACGUAUCCAAGCGCAAGCGCAGCCUGAAGGCUGUGGUCACUGCAGCCACCAUGUCCAACAAGUUCAACCCCAAAGGGGGCCUCCGGCCAAAUGGAGAGGCCAAGUCUGAGCUCUGUGAAAGCCUGGAAACACAAGUGCUGGCCUCGAAGCAGACGUACAUAAGCUACAGCAACCAUGCCAUCUAGGACAGAUGUGGAUCGUGGGAGAAGAGCAUGGCCUGCUGCAGGAAGAGUCACCGGUUUUUGGGGAGCAUGUUGGGAAAAUACUGAAAGACUUUCAAGGUGCAACAAGAGGGGACUGGGGUGGAAAAGAGGGAAUUUGUCACUCCAAAAGGAUGUGGUACUUUUUUGUGAAAGGACUGUUUGCCAGAUUUAUGAGAAUUAGAUUGCAUGGGAGGUUAAGCAGAUGUAAGCGAGCUUGGACAGGUAAUUUUCCUCUUUCCACCCUUUCUGAGACACAAGUGAGCUUUGAUCUGUGACGUUUCAGAUGCGAGCUCUGUAGACCACCUGGACCUCUCAGUAUGUUUCUCUUCUGAAGUGUAUAGCACAUAUUUUCAGUUGUUUCAGAAGCUGAUUUGUUCGUCUUAUUUUAAGAAGAAAACAGGGAAGAAGUGUUUUGGUUUUGUGAAAGGAACGUAAUUAUAUUUGGUUACAGGUAUCAGUGGAUUUGAAAACUGCAGUACUCUUCAAACUGUACAUGCCUUACUACAGUACACUCAGUAUUCUUACAUGGAUUAAACAUAUGUGAAACGUGAAAAUAAAGCAGUGGGCCACCCCAGUUGUUUUAUAAAUGUUUCAUAUUAAUGAUGAUGAUGAUGAUGAUGAUGACGAUAUCAUCUUGGCAAAGCUAGUGUACAGUCCCAGAGCAUGUUUAUGGGAACAUCACGUGUACUGUGCUGUGUUGUCAACGUCUAUGGAAUGCAGCAUCUGUCAUGGUUGUCAUUCACGGUGACGAAAUCAUGUGGGACCAUUACCCACUGGGUAACCUGCCCCUGGAAAAAAAAAAGUAAUCAUACUCAAAAGGAGCCAAAUGUAUAACAGAUCGUCAUGAAAUGGCUGUAUGGUUUACAUCAAACUCCAUAGAUGCCAACAAAAAUGGUUUUAUAUUUGCAACAUCCUAGACUUAUUGGCCCUUAUUUAUCAAGCACUUGCUGAAGCGUUUAACUUUUGCUACAUAUUAUUAUUAUUAUUUCACAGCAAGAGUUUAAGAUGGGACCAGGUCAUUGUUUAAAAAGUAUUUUUAAUGAAUAUUUUUUUCUUUUUAUGUUUGUUCCUGUGUUAAAAAUGCAUUUCAGAAUUUUGGCUUCAUCGUAUCUCAGUGAAGAGUAAUUCAGUGGAGACGGUGUGUUCUGUCCCCACAUGCAGAACAACCCUGGCAUAUGAGUAUGUUUGUGCCUGACAAAUUAUUGUGAAAUCCAGAUGGCGCGUGAUAGAUGGGACAUUCAGAGUUCAUAUAUAUUCAUGCGUUAUUUGUCAAUGUGGAUAUCGCUCCUUUAUAAGAUGAUUUAUAAGAUGAACAUAAGAUGAAUAUUUGUUUAACUAAGACAUUUAUUUCCCAUUAUUGAUUAAAAAAGCCAUUUCUAUAGAUGUACCAUAGGAAGGUUACUGUCUUAAACAUAUUUAUUAAAAUAUAAGGGAAUGGUGGCAUUUUUUUACUUCGUAGCAUAGGAAAAUAUGGAUUUGAUAAUUUCUGUGUUAUUUUGUUCUUUACUUUGAAGUCUGGUACAUAAAAAAUAGUCCAAUUGGUAUUUUUACCACAGCUCUGAUGUGUGUACAGCGUCAUGUGACCAAAUCAUCACUCUCAGCCAUAUUGUCACGUUGUAAACCGUAAGCAAUAAAUUGGACAAAAGAAACUAAAAUUACUUUUCACAGAGCCGUGGCUACGUUGUGGUUGAAACAAAAAUUCUCAGUGUGCGUAUUAUCGUCUUGUUCGUUGUUUUUCAACCUUGUGCAAGCUACUGUAUAUUAGCAUCCGGAGGUUCACAACGAUGUCUGUAACGACCUGGUUGGUUAAAGGAAAAGCGUUCAAAUAUUUAGGGUCACAAAUGAAAACCAUAGAAAUAGCAAAACAAAACAGAGACAAAUUGUAUGUUUCUAAUGUGAUGGCAAAUUGUGUAAAAGGUCUCGCACCCGACCAAAACUUAAAAACAAUACGCUGACACUGCUGUUUGUUAUGAUUAUAAUAGAAAAGAAAAUAUGUGUGGCCUUACCUAUUUUUAACGACAAAAAUGUCACUCAAGUUAUAAAGACUGCCCCUAUUCCAGGGAGUUUAAAUGAAGGUCACAACACAAAUUAAACACAACUCUAUUACUAUCUUACAACCCAAACAUUCUGACCAAUCAUCAAGGUUACAACUAGUCCAUUUGAACAUAUGACUAAUAACACAAACAGUGGCGAGCUGCUCACGCUGAGCUAUAGCUGCCGGAGCAACACAGGCUGCACUUUCCUGCAGUAGCAGCAGGUGCAGGUCAUUCCCUGGUCUGAUUGGUGAACACGGGGGGGCAGCCGUCCAAUCAGCCAGGCUAAAAUAUGGGAUGAACGGCCAAAGCCGGAGGACCUGCGAAUCAUGAUUAGUAUACUUAAAAAUACACUCUAAAUGAUCAGUUCCACAGACAGGGACAAGAAAAGGCAACACCACCAGGCGAUGCUACAGAUGUGGCAGCUACACGGGCUUAUAUCAAAUAUGCCUUCUUUUCCGAUAGAUUAACAGAUUUUGGCUUGGAUGGUCCAUAGCAAAUUAUGUCAGUGUUGGUUGUUCGAUGUUUUUUAUUUGUUGUAAUAAGAAACUAAGCAAUACGGGCACACACACACAGCUUUCGCCACAUAUCUGAGU
Messenger RNA from Cololabis saira (Pacific saury), 6154 nucleotides. RefSeq names its product glutamate receptor, metabotropic 4 (gene grm4). Gene Ontology annotation, cellular component: membrane. NCBI's taxonomy places the organism in Eukaryota, Metazoa, Chordata, Actinopteri, Beloniformes, Belonidae. Gene Ontology annotation, biological process: regulation of synaptic transmission, glutamatergic; G protein-coupled glutamate receptor signaling pathway. The transcript has 11 exons. Bases 754 to 3507 code for a protein of 917 amino acids. Gene Ontology annotation, molecular function: adenylate cyclase inhibiting G protein-coupled glutamate receptor activity. The record is from RefSeq and is a predicted model, not a curated record.